Messenger RNA from Sinocyclocheilus grahami, 1243 nucleotides. RefSeq names its product caspase-8-like. Bases 637 to 1236 code for a protein of 199 amino acids. Gene Ontology annotation, biological process: proteolysis. The transcript is spliced from 2 exons. The record is from RefSeq and is a predicted model, not a curated record. Lineage: Eukaryota; Metazoa; Chordata; Actinopteri; Cypriniformes; Cyprinidae. Gene Ontology annotation, molecular function: cysteine-type endopeptidase activity.
ACACUGCACACUGUUCAGGAAUGAUUUGAGGAACAUAAAGGUGUUGUCCUGAUCUCCAAAUUCUUCAGAUGGUAAUCUGAUUGAGCAUCUGGGAUAUGCUGGACCAACCAGUCCAAUGCAUGGCAGCUCCACCUGGCAAGUUGAGGACUUAUAGGAAGUGUGCUUAGUAAUGCUUGAUUGCAAAGAAGAAGACUGACCAACUGCAACGAGAGACUAGAAGAACAGUGUGGAGAAGACGUCAGAGGAAAAGCAAUCCCUGAAGACAUCUACAGGUUAACAGGCUACAGGUGCUGCAGAAAUUGGACUUCCUGUUACAGGAUACAAACACCGUCACCAGAGAGAAGAUGAAGAUGCAUGGGUUAAAACCACAACUGCUGCUGAAGAGUGAAUGGAUCAACAGAGACCAUUGUUAUAUGUGCACAAAGAUACUGGAAACCCUACUGAGGGCUUGUGAAUUGUUUAUUAGUCAGUUUUGCUCUAUUCGGCCAUGAUCUGUGCAGUUAACUAUAUUUUUGUAUGUAUACUAUAUUAUGUUAUACUGGACUCUGUUGCUGACACCCCUGCUUAAAUCAAACCAGGCAUUCUCCACACUUCUUAACAGUUGUGCCGUUUGUGUGGUAGAUCCAGCAGUAUGAGAUGAAGGGGGACAGGAGAGGAUUCUGUCUAAUCAUCAACAACUAUGACUUUCGUGCAUGCACACUGGGGAACAGAGAAGGAACAGAUAUUGACAAAGAAAGGCUGGAGGUUGUAUUCAAGUGGUUGGGAUUUGAGGUCCUGGUUGAACAGGACUGCAAUCGCCAUCAGAUCCUGCAGGUGCUGAGGAACCUGGCUGCUCGUGACCACACGCCGGCGGAUUGCGCGGUGUGCUGUGUGUUGAGCCAUGGACGAGUAGAAGGCAUCUGCGGGGUUGAUGGAGAGAUCGUAACCUUUAGGGAGCUGAUAGAGACCCUGAGUCCAAAUGAGUGUCCCUCUCUCUGCAAGAAACCCAAACUGUUCUUCAUCCAGGCCUGCAGGGGUAACAACAAUCAGCCAGCAGCAUUUCCUCAAACUUGCUCAGAAGACGAGGACAUGCUAUUCAGCGAUGCAGCUGUACCCAGAGACUCCAUACCAGAGAUGGCAGACUACCUGUUAGCCAUGUCCACUGUACCACACUACGUCUCAUACAGGGAAAAAAGCAGGGGAACCUGGUUUAUACAGUCGCUCUGCCACAGCCUGCAGCUGCUGGUGCCAAGGUGAGCACUUC